AUGCAAAUACGUGCCGGGGGCCGCAGGCUGGGGCCUCGUACGGAGGACGUGGGGAGGACGCAGCUCACAGUGUUUGUGCGAUUUAACUCCAGUCAUGGAUUUCCAGUGGAGGUAGAGGAGGGGGCAAGUGUGGCUCAGCUGAAGGAGACAGUGGGCCGUCUGCAGGGCGUGCAGCCUGAGCAGUUGAGGGUCAUUUUUGCUGGGCGAGAACUCCGCAGUGACAGCACACUGCAGGGCUGCGAUCUCCCAGAGCAGAGCACGGUCCACGUGGUUCUACCCCCGCCCGGUUCAGUCCGACACUCUCAGAUGGUUCUCCAGCGGCGGUUAGGCAGAGGUGUGGACAGCCUGACCCGUUUGGACCUGAGCACCUCGAGGCUACCUACCACCUCCACUGGUCUGGCUGUCAUCUUAGAGUCAGAUCCUGAAGGCCAAAGCCAGUCCCCCACGCAUACAGAAAGCAAAUCCCAUAGCAGCUUCUAUGUGUUCUGUAAGAGUGUGUGCAAGGCUAUCCAGCCUGGAAAGCUGAGGGUCCGCUGCAGGAGCUGCAAACAAGGAACUCUCACCCUGAGUCGGGGCCCGUCUCGUUGGGACGACGUUUUGCUUCCCGACAGGAUUCAUGGAGUGUGUCAGUCCCAAGAGUGCGAUGGCAGAGUGGCGGAGUUUUACCUGAAGUGCGCCGCCCACCCUACCUGCGACGAGGACACAUCCGUGGCCCUUGACCUCAUAAUGCCCAAUGUCAGAGAAGUCCCCUGUCUGGCCUGUACAGAUGUGAUGAGCCCAGUGCUGGUUUAUCAGUGUGCCGAGCGUCAUGUUAUCUGUCUGGACUGCUUCCACAUGUACUGUGUGACCAGACUCAACGAACGACAGUUCAUCCAUGAUCCACGGGUGGGCUACUCACUCCCGUGUCCAGCGGGCUGUUCAGACUCCCUCAUUAAAGAAGUGCAUCAUUUCAGGGCCCUGGGUGAUGAACAGUACGAACGGUAUCAGCGCUACGCUGCGGAAGAGUGCGUGCUGCAGAUGGGCGGGGUUUUAUGCCCCGCCCCCGGCUGUGGGGCGGGACUGCUACCAGAGGAGGACCGCAGAAGGAUUGAGUGUCAGCUGGGAGACGGGCUGGGCUGUGGGUUUGUCUUCUGUCGAGACUGUAAGGAGGAGUUCCACGAGGGGGCAUGCAGAGAGAGGUCAGCCCCCAUAGCAGGAGGUGCCCUGCAGGGUUAUCUGGUGGACGAGGAGGCAGCUAUGCGUGCGAGAUGGGAACAGGCUUCCCAGGAGACCAUCGACGAAACCACCCGUCCGUGUCCAAAGUGCAGGGUCCCCGUGGAGAAGAAUGGUGGUUGCAUGCACAUGGUAUGUCCCCGCGCGCAGUGUAAAUUCGAGUGGUGCUGGCUGUGUCGUGUGGAGUGGAAUCGAGAGUGUAUGGGGAACCACUGGUUUGGCUGAGCACAACUCACACGCUCCUGCUCCAAGCUCGGACUCAGGGAAUCAGGGACGAGUAUCGUUAGGGAUGGACGCACAAUCUCAUAUUUAACAUGAAUAUGUGAACUUAACAAUCGUCAUA
Molecule: messenger RNA, 1555 nt
Organism: Chanos chanos (milkfish)
Lineage: Eukaryota; Metazoa; Chordata; Actinopteri; Gonorynchiformes; Chanidae
Gene: prkn
Product: parkin RBR E3 ubiquitin protein ligase
Exons: 12
Coding region: 1-1437 (478 amino acids)
Biological process (GO): protein ubiquitination
Cellular component (GO): cytosol; mitochondrion
Molecular function (GO): protein binding; ubiquitin-protein transferase activity; zinc ion binding
Source: RefSeq, a predicted model, not a curated record